Triticum dicoccoides is the source of this 1339-nucleotide messenger RNA. RefSeq lists its product as uncharacterized. The transcript has a single exon. The record is from RefSeq and is a predicted model, not a curated record. The coding region runs from base 1 to 1281 and encodes 426 amino acids. NCBI's taxonomy places the organism in Eukaryota, Viridiplantae, Streptophyta, Magnoliopsida, Poales, Poaceae. Gene Ontology annotation, molecular function: protein binding.
AUGGAGACGCUGCCGGACGACGUGGUGGUGGAGAUCCUGGUGCGCGUGCCGGAUGUGGCAGACCUCUUCCGCUGCGCCGCGACGUGCAAGCGAUGCCGCAUCCUCAUCGCCGAGCCGUCUUUCCUCCGCCGCCGCUGGCCGGAGGGCGUGAGCCACCUGUCCUCCCUGCUCGGCCUCUUCACCGUGCAACAGCCCCGUGAAGAACCAACAGAAGGGGACUCUACGGCUGCGCCCAUGCCGCCCUUCACCCCAGUGCCAUGGUGCUCCCUCGGAGAACGCUACAGCUUCCUCACCUGCCCUUGUCCUCCUGACAGCCAGGCAGCGGUGCUCACCUCGCGCUGUGGCCUUCUUGUUCUGUGCUUCGUCCCACUAAACGAACCCACCAAUGGGCACGAGAAGACCAUGAACCUGGCAUUGUACGAUCCAAUCGCCGGCAAAGGCCGUGACCUGCCUGAGUUGAAGAGCGACAGACCUUUCCGAAUAGAAGGAUGCGCCCUUCUAACCCGUGCCGAUUGUUGCCCGGACGAAACGCGAGGGGCGGUGGCGGCGUCCUUCUUCAAAGUGCUUAUCAUCGGCGGCGACCGAGAUGAGCCACGGCACAACCUCCAUGUGUUCACUUCCACGGGGUCGAGCUCGAGCUGGAGCACGCCUAGGGGGUGCUAUGACUCUUUGGAGGACGACGACACGCGUGUCGUGUCUCAGCAGACCACCGCUGUCGUGUGCCACGGCGGCAUUGCGCAUUGGCUCUUCAAGAAUACGUCCAACUUGUACGUACUCAGUGUGUGUGCUAGGACCACAGAGAUGUCCUUGACAAGGCUCCCAGUCACACCGGACCAAACUCAGCCACUGCUUGGAGUCACCAACGACGGGACGCCAUGCUUGCUUCGCUUGGACGGGAAAUGCAUCAUGCUGGAGAUCUGGACACGCCGGAGUGACCCCAUCAUUGGAGACUGCAGCAACACAGAGCGCUGGCAUCGCACCAAGAUGAUCGAGUUACAACGACCCGAGCGGGGCAAGAUCGACCAGGUGCAGUGCGUUUGUGUGGGUCAGACGAGCGGCAUACUGCUCGUCAAGGACAAUCAAGAAGACGUGUACAUUGUAGAUCUCCAAACAGGGGCAAUGGAGGCUGUCACCAACUGGUUUCGCGGCAUUCUCGUGAUGGCUAUCCCUUUUGAGAUGGAUUGGCCAGAAUUCUUCACGCGCAACUUGGCAAACACUAGGAUCGAGCGAGCUAAACUGGGAGGAGUUCUAUACAAAAAUUGCUGGCCCUUUUUGGGAUAAAUAGUUGUGUCACUUGUCUUUGGGUCAAUUUCCAUGAGUUGGGCCUGGUAAGAUCUAC